Messenger RNA from Malania oleifera, 3897 nucleotides. RefSeq lists its product as uncharacterized. Gene Ontology annotation, biological process: protein import into nucleus. Gene Ontology annotation, cellular component: cytoplasm; nucleus. The record is from RefSeq and is a predicted model, not a curated record. The transcript is spliced from 21 exons. Lineage: Eukaryota; Viridiplantae; Streptophyta; Magnoliopsida; Santalales; Ximeniaceae. Gene Ontology annotation, molecular function: nuclear import signal receptor activity; small GTPase binding. Bases 253 to 3399 code for a protein of 1048 amino acids.
AUUAAAUCAAUUUCACAGCUUCAUGCAUUAAUUGCAUUAAAAUUAUGGUUCCAUGAGUGAGCAUCUUAAAAUAAAGUUGCGAGGGACCGAAUUUGCAAUUAACCGCUCGUCACAAAUUGGACGCGCCGUGGCUUAAAUACGAACGAGAGCAAACCUGUAAAACCCCUUCCGUAGGGUUUGCUUUCAUUGUCAGAGGUAGAGGGAGAGGGAGAGGGAGAGGGAGGGAUCACUCAUAGAGAUUAGAGAGAGAAAAUGGCGCAGUCGCUGGAGCUGCUGCUGAUCCAGUUCUUGAUGCCGGACAACGACGCGCGGCGGCAGGCUGAGGAGCAGAUAAGGCGACUGUCUAAGGAUCCCCAAGUUGUGCCGGCGCUCAUCCACCACCUCCGCACCGCGAAAACCCCCAACGUCCGGCAGCUCUCCGCCGUCCUCCUCCGCAAGAAGAUCACUGGCCAUUGGGCCAAGCUCUCCCCUCAGCUCCGCCAGCUCGUCAAGCAGUCCCUAAUUGAAAGCAUCACCAUGGAGCACAGCCCCCCAGUGAGGCGAGCAAGUGCGAAUGUGGUUAGUAUCAUUGCAAAGUAUGCUGUUCCAUCAGGAGAGUGGCCUGAAUUGUUGCCCUUUCUAUUUCAAUGCAGCCAGAGCUUGCAAGAAGAUCAUAGAGAAGUGGCAUUGAUCCUUUUCAGCUCUUUGACUGAAACAAUUGGGAACACAUUUCGACCGCAUUUUUCAGAUUUACAGACCCUUCUACUUAGGUGCUUGCAGGAUGAGACUAGCAAUGGGGUCAGAGUUGCUGCUCUCAAGGCAGUUGGGUCUUUUCUAGAGUUCACUCAUGAUGGUGCUGAAGUGGUUAAGUUUAGAGAGUUUAUUCCCAGCAUUUUAAAUGUAUCGAGACAAUGCCUUGCUUCUGGUGAAGAGGAUGUUGCUGUAAUUGCUUUUGAAAUAUUUGAUGAACUGAUUGAAUCUCCCGCACCUCUUCUUGGAGAAUCUGUGAGAUCCAUUGUGCAUUUCUCUCUUGAAGUUUGCUCAAGUCAAAAUUUGGAAUCCAACACGCGUCAUCAGGCUAUCCAGAUAAUUUCAUGGCUUGCCAAGUACAAGUCCAAUUCCCUAAAAAAACAUAAGCUGGUUAUCCCCAUAUUGCAAGUUAUGUGUCCAUUGCUUGCGGAAUCAACUAAUGGAGAUGAAGAUGAUGAUCUUGCACCUGAUCGAGCUGCUGCAGAAGUUAUUGAUACCAUGGCUAUGAACCUUUCAAAGCAUGUGUUCCCACCUGUUUUUGAAUUCUCUUCCUUGCGCAGUCAGAGCAUAAAUCCAAAGGAUCGUGAAGCUUCUGUAACAUGCUUAGGUGUCAUUUCAGAGGGUUGUUUGGAGUUGAUGAAAGACAAGUUGGAACCUGUUCUUCAUGUUGUCUUAGGGGCAUUGAGGGAUCCAGAACAAAUGGUAAGAGGGGCUGCAUCAUUUGCAUUGGGUCAAUUUGCUGAGCAUUUGCAGCCUGAGAUUGUGGCUCACUAUGAGAGUGUUCUUCCUUGCAUUUUAAAUGCACUUGAGGAUGCAUCUGAUGAAGUAAAGGAAAAAUCAUACUAUGCAUUGGCAGCAUUUUGUGAGAACAUGGGCGAGGAAAUCCUUCCUUUUCUUGAUUCUUUGAUGGGAAAGCUACUUGCAGCCCUCCAAAAUAGUCCCCGUAAUUUGCAGGAAACAUGCAUGUCUGCAAUCGGUUCAGUUGCAGCUGCUGCAGAGCAAGCCUUCGUUCCAUAUGCAGAAAGGGUUUUGGAAUUGAUGAAAAUAUUCAUGGUGCUUACAAAGGAUGAGGACCUCCGCUCACGGGCAAGGGCUACCGAACUUGUUGGUAUAGUUGCAAUGUCUGUUGGGAGAACAAGGAUGGAACCAAUUUUACCCCCUUUCAUCGAAGCUGCAAUUUCAGGUUUUGGUUUAGAGUACAGUGAGCUUCGAGAGUAUACCCAUGGGUUCUUCAGCAAUGUUGUAGAAAUUCUGGAUGACGGUUUUACGCAGUACCUUCCACAUGUUGUACCCUUGGCAUUUUCGUCUUGCAAUCUUGAUGAUGGCUCUGCAGUGGAUGUUGAUGACUCUGAUGAUGAAAAUAUCAAUGGGUUUGCUGGUGUAUCAUCUGAUGAUGAAGCUCAUGAUGAGCCAAGAGUUCGAAAUAUCAGUAUAAGAACAGGAGUUUUGGAUGAAAAGGCUGCUGCAACCCAAGCACUUGGCUUAUUUGCGCUGCAUACGAGGGGCUCUUAUGCACUCUAUUUGGAGGAGUCAUUGAGAAUUUUGGUAAGGCAUUCGGGAUAUUUUCAUGAAGAUGUUCGGCUUCAGGCAAUUAUUGCUCUGAAACAUAUGUUGACAGUGGCACAAGCAGUUUUCCAAGGUAAUAAUGAAGGGUCAGCAAGGGCAAAAGAAAUUUUUGAUACUGUGAUGAAUAUCUAUAUCAAGUCUAUGACUGAAGAUGAUGACAAGGAAGUUGUUGCUCAAGCUUGUAUCAGCAUAGCUGACCUUAUCAAGGACUUUGGGUAUAUGGCUGUUGAGCAUUAUAUGCCUCCGCUUGUUGAAGCAACCUUGGCAUUGCUUCGAGAGGAAUCGGCUUGUCAGCAAACAGGAUCUGAUGAUGAUACAGAUGAUGAUGAUGCUGAACAUGAUGAAGUGCUCAUGGAUGCCGUUUCUGACCUCUUAACUGCAUUUGCAAAAUCCAUGGGUUCACAUUUUGGGCCCAUUUUCGCAAAGCUCUUUGAACCUUUAAUGAAAUUUGCGAGAGCUUCACGCCCUCCACAAGAUCAGACCAUGGUAGUUGCAUGUCUUGCAGAAGUUGCUCAAGAUAUGGGUGCUCCAAUUUCGGGCUAUGUUGAUAGGGUGAUGCCCUUGGUUCUCAAAGAACUAGCGUCAUCAGAGGCCACUAACAGGAGGAAUGCUGCAUUUUGUGUUGGAGAAUUGUGCAAAAAUGGUGGCGAGCGAACUUUAAAAUAUUAUGGUGAUAUAUUGCAUGGACUUUACCCAUUAUUUGGGGAAUCUGAGCCAGAUGAUGCUGUAAGAGAUAAUGCAGCUGGAGCUGUCGCAAGAAUGAUAAUGGUCCACCCUGAGUCCAUCCCAUUGAAUCAGGUUCUUCCCAUUCUCUUGAAAGUCCUUCCUCUGAAAGAAGAUCACGAGGAAUCCUUGGCUGUCUAUAGCUGUGUCUGUAAUCUUGUCUUAUCAUCGAAUCCCCAGAUCCUCUCUUCAGUUCCGGAGUUGGUUUAUCUUUUUGCUCAAGUAGCAGUUUCCCCGGUUGAAAGUUCUGAAGUCAAAGCUCUAGUGGGCACAGCCUUUUCUCACCUGAUUUCGCUCUAUGGCCAUCAGAUGCAACCAAUUUUGAGCAACCUUUCACCUGUGCAUGCUAAUGCCUUGGCUGCAAUUGCUCCGAAAAUUUGAUGGCCAAUUUUGCCAGCAAGUUAUGACAGUAACACUUUGCUCCAAAUUCACUUUUCAUUACUGGCUUCAUUUCUUGAGGAGCAUCAUCUCAUCUAUAUUUUGGCUGAAUUGGUCGAACUGGACAAAGGUCAUCACUGUUCAGGUUUUGGUUAGCGAGUGCCAUCUCCCAUUCUCAAGUGCGGGUACGUAUUCUCAGAUUUUGUAUCUUAUGUAAAAUUAAUUAUUGUUUUAUUGUUUUUCUUGGUCAUUUGUUUGUUUUGUUUUUUGUGUUUUUUGGCUGGUUGUGGCGUUUGCUAUUGAUUCUUUCGUUGAGCUCCAAGUGGCCAACAGUUAAAUGUGUUCUCUUGAAAAUUUAUUAAUUCUUUUCGUGUUUGUUUCAAGUCAACUGAGCACAUGUAUCUCCUGAGAAAAUUUGGUGUACAGCUUUGAACUUGAACUUGUCUUUUUAGAGGUUUUAUUUUUAACGUUAACAUUUAGUGGAUCAAUUUUGUUUGGCAA